AUGACCAGUCUCACGGUUGCGGAGGUCUCAGGCCUGAUCGCUGCAGGCGUGUUCAUCGUGCAAUUACUUUUCCCACUGGCUCUGCCGCUUAUCCUCAUCGCUUUCCUGUCUGAUGAGAACUCGAUCAUCAGCUGGAACGUGCUGGCCCGCUUUCUCCACUCAACCCUAUGGCCCAGCAUCCUCGGCUCCAGCACGGCGGCUGCAUCCGGCGUGCAAAAGAGGUUGACUAUCACCGGGUACGCGCAGACGAUCAUCUUGGGGAUCGUCUCCAUCGCCUCGAUCGUUACUCCACUGGGCCUGUAUGAAUCCAUCGAGCCGGCAGGGUCGCCAACACCUGAACCAUUCGCCUACAUCAGAGGCUCGUCUCCGUUCAGUUACGGCACACCGGCUCGCAGCGAUGCCCCAUUCACGCGCAACUGCGGCCUCGAACAGGCUUGUCCGGGGACAAGUCUGAACAAAAUGUGUCGCCAGCAGGGCCUGCUGGAGAACUGUACCGUUGUCUAUGAUAGCCUUGUCCCAGAGCAUUUGCGAAAUGUAUUCCGCGACGGCGCGAACGCGUUGGGCCCUUCCGUCUCGAGUAUUUUCGACAUGCAGUACCGGACUCUCGUCAAUGGGACGGACCCGUACAGUGUGCUAGGAUGGUAUGAGAAGCCGUCGUAUCGCUCGCUGCAGGUUCUGAUUUUGGAUGAGAAGGUCGAGGCUGUGGAGGGGUUAAUUGUUGACAUGGUGGACGGGGGGAUAGGGUUUAGGAAUCAUACGGCGCCGUCCAAGGGGCUCAAGUAUGGGUCCACCUGGAACGAGGAUAUCCUGUUCAUCCAGCCGGAGACGCAGUGUGUGCCGUUGAACGUUUCGAUUGAUUUCCAGCUGCCGCCGGACCGCGAGACAAGCUUGUCUCUUGUUAAUCUGGUGUUGAAGGAUCACGGGGGACUGUCGAAUCUGGCGCAACCUCGUCCCUCGACCAGUGUUCCUGUCAAUGGGCAGGAGUUUGAUUUGUGGCAGAGAGCGUGGAAUGCGGCAUGGUAUAACAACUUCCUCACGCUUGCGUACUUUAACGCGACGGAUCCGGAUCCUGCGAAUAUCACCCGUCUGGACGUAACGCCGGGACAGACCUUCAAGCUGGAGAAUGCGAAUUUUACCCUUGGAUAUCGCAGCAUCAGGAGUACAACCAGUCUGGGAGAGUAUCUCAAUCUCCACCGCAGCAACUCUACCGCCAACCCCCACGGAAUCGCCCAGAAAGACUUCGAUUUAGCUACAACCCUCUGCGGCGGCACGACCUCGUCCAGCCCAUCCAGCAUCAACAGCGCCCUCAUCGGCUGCGGCCUCGUCUACGGCGCCGCCAACCGCACUGACGGUGUCUCGCCGCUACGAACAGACCCAAACUCCCGCUGGAGCACGCCGCUCUACAUCUGCGCGAGCGCCGUCAAGGCCAGCCUCAAAACCGUCUCCUUCCGGUACAACGGUACGAGCCUUGACGCACUGUCCAUCAACUCGCUUUCCCAAAAGACGUACCCCUCUGCCCCCCUCUGGGCCGUCGAAGACCUCCCCGAUCGAAUUCUCUCAGAAGUCCAGCCGCUUUGGGGCAUUCUCCCGGCCAACACAACUUCAACAGACAACCUGUCUACAAUCGCAAAUCCCUCCCUCUACCUACCCGGCUACAUCACCCCCUUCACCGGCCUCGCAGCCGUCCCCAUAUCCACAGGCCAAAACCUCCCAGGCGUAGACUUCUACACCCAAGCGCUCUACCGCGCACUCAGCAUCAGCAGUCCAGGCGGCCAACCCUACGCGGAUUACUCCGGCUGGACGAGUCUCGCCCUCUACGCCAAGUGGCAAGCUCUCUCGACGACGGCUACAGGCGCAGCGAAGAUCAUCGAUCUUGUGUGGACGGAUUUCGCGGCUAACGCCAUGGUUGGGACUAAGGCUGCUGUAGACCACAACCAGGCGCUGCCGGUUACGGUGUUUGAGAGGCGGAUACGGUAUAGGCUGCCGUAUGCGGUUCCAGCGAUUGUGGUGCUGGUUGUUGCGCUGGGUAUUCUGGGGGGUCUGGCUGUGUUGGGGUGUAUGCGGCGGACGGGGAUUAGUCGGCUGAAGGGGUUCUUGGAGAAAACGGCGGUGGGGAGGGUGCUGGCUUUGGUCGUUUUGGGGGAGGAGGUGGGCGAAAUGGGCAAGAACUGGGUAGAGAAGGUGGGCGAGAAGAGGGUGAGGAUUACUGAUGGAGGGAUUACACUGCGGGAAGGGUUACUCAGUGCUGAGACGAAGAGCGAUGGACAUGAAAAUGAUAUGGCAGAAGGUUUUGAAAAUAGCUAG
Messenger RNA from Aspergillus udagawae, 2304 nucleotides. RefSeq lists its product as uncharacterized. Lineage: Eukaryota; Fungi; Ascomycota; Eurotiomycetes; Eurotiales; Aspergillaceae. The transcript is spliced from 2 exons. The record is from RefSeq and is a predicted model, not a curated record. Bases 1 to 2304 code for a protein of 767 amino acids.